Messenger RNA from Recurvomyces mirabilis, 1641 nucleotides. RefSeq lists its product as uncharacterized. Bases 1 to 1641 code for a protein of 546 amino acids. Gene Ontology annotation, biological process: proteolysis. The transcript has 2 exons. Gene Ontology annotation, molecular function: aspartic-type endopeptidase activity. Lineage: Eukaryota; Fungi; Ascomycota; Dothideomycetes; Mycosphaerellales; Teratosphaeriaceae. The record is from RefSeq and is a predicted model, not a curated record.
AUGCGCACCACCACCACCACCUCCACCCUCGCCCUCCUCGCCACCUCAGCCCACGCAGCUCUCCCCCAUCUCAGCAUAGCCAAACGUGACAGCAACCUCCAAACCUCACCACUCGCACGCGGUCUGAUAAGACGAGACGGAGGAACAGUAGGAACGAACGUCUUCGACAUCCUCGCCUACAGCACAGGCGGCGCCUACUACGCCAACGUAACCGUCGGCACCCCACCCCAAGACCAAGUCGUGAUCCUAGACACCGGCUCAUCAGACCUCUACUUCGACGCCUCCACCGCCUCCACCUGCGAAACCACGGGUCCUUAUUCCUGUCGCGGCGGGACAUUCAACCCGCAGAACAGCAAGACAUACUCGAUCGCCGACCCAGCACCAGCCUUCAAUACCUCAUUCGGGGAUGGAAGUACAGCCGUCGGCCCCUUCGGACAGGAUGUAGUUGGGUUAGGGGAUGUAUUGAUAAGUAAUGUGCAAUUCGGCGUCGCGCAGGAAGUGAACAGCACGACUGGCUACGCGAUCGGAUUGAUGGGGGUAGGCUACUCGGAGAACGAAGCGGUGCAGCAGCAUCCUUACCCGAAUAUGCCGGAGGUACUACGGGAUACCGGCGUGAUCAAUUCGAGGUUGUAUUCGGUGUUUUUGAAUGAUGUGGCCGAGUAUUCGGGGAGUAUUCUUUUUGGCGGGAUUGAUACUACGAAAUACACCGGCGAACUAGCCACCCUAAACAUCCUCGCCGACAUCAACACCGGCGCCGUCGACCAAUUCGUGCAAACCGUCACCGGCCUCAGCGCCUCCAUCUCCGGCAAAACGAUCCCCCUCUUCUCCGGCGGCUCCCCAAACGAACAAGCCUACACUCAAACCGAUACCGCCCUGCCCGUCCUCCUGGAUACCGGUAGCUCCGCCUGGUCCGUACCCACUUCUUACUAUGAGAAGUAUAUCGCGCCCAACUUCAAAUUCGUCGAUAGUCAGGGGUCUUGCUCUUGUAGCCAUCAAAACGACGAUACCACUCUAACCCUCGAAUUCGGCGCCAAAAUCAACAUCACCGUUCCGAUCCGCGAGUUUGUCGUACCGAUUUAUAACGCCACGACAAACCAACCUUACCCUUACCCCGGCGGCGGCGAGGCGUGCGCUUUCAUGAUCGUUCCCGCGCAGAGUACAGGCCAAGGGUUCCAGACUCUCGGCGAUGCGAUUCUGAGGAGUAUGUACGUCGUCUUCGACCUGGACAAUGGACAACUGUCCCUCGCUCAGGCGAAGAUCAACUCCACGGACGCUCCUAAUAUCGUUACUGUCUCUGCGGGACCUAGUGGCAUCGCCAAGGCCGUUUCGACCAGUUAUUCUGCCGCGCCGUCCAAUACGAAUUCCAUUGCGCCCGAGGUGAUGAAUGCCACGGGGAGCUUUACGGUGAGUACGGCGCAGAGUACCAUUGGCUCGGCAACGGGCACGGCGGCUGUACCGGCUGAUGCGCAGGUUUCGGGGGGCGCGUCUGGGACGGGUUCGAGUUCGGGGGGUUCGAGCUCCAGCACGGGGUCUAAGGGUGCUGCGGCGGGGUUGGUGGUGCCGAGGUCGGAUUGGUCGGGGUUGUGGGUGGCUGGUAUUUCGGUUGCGAUGGCUGUGUUGGGGGCGGGGAUUGUGUUGUAG